ACCACAGCUGUGACAGCUGUUUACCUUAGUUUUUACGGUUUUUACUAUGGAUUUUUCAGUUACUUCGUAAUACCUAAUUACAGUUUUAAUAACUUUAAAACCAUGGAAGAAGUAAAAAAAAUAUCUUAUAAGUAUUGUAUAGUACCGGAGUGCACAAAUACUACUCGAAAAACACCCGACAAAGUGUUUUUUCGUAUUUCAAGUGAUGCAAAAAUACGAAAACAGUGGUGUAAGGUGAUGAGAAGGGAUAAUAUAUCUCCUAAAUCGUGUUUAUAUUGUUGUGAAGAUCAUUUUAACGUUAAGGAAGAUACAGAAAAUUAUAUUGAAUACAAUUUAAUGAAAGAGCAAGGAGAAAAACGUACUCUACGGUUGAAGAAAGGAGUUUUGCCGCAUAUAUUUUUGUGUCAAAAACGGAGGAUGCCAUUACCAAAGGAGAGAAUGGCUGUAGUUAAAAUGCAAAGAUUGACACUGGUCAAUGAAGCCCUUUCAUCAGAGAUAGCUAUCAAAAGUAGUGUUAGCGAACCUUCACAAAGAAGUGAUCACGAACUGAAUCCAAGUACUUCCUACACAAAUAUCUGUGAUCAACCAGGAUGCAGUACUUCCCGUAUUGGAUGUGAUGCUCUUCAGGUAGAGCUUUCCACUUCUCAUAUUGAGAAGAAAUUGCAUUGUGACAAAGCUGUGCAAGUUAAUAUUAAACCGAACUAUAGAAGUAAAGGUGUCAAUGUAAAUAUACCUACUAAAAAACAAAAUGUAGCACUGUCACCAUUUCCUUUUGUAACACAAAAUAUAGGAACUUCACCAGUAAAACUAUCUGUUUUAGAAAGAAAAUUGUUUACUGAAAACACAGCAGAUACUAUUUCUAUAUCAUCUUAUUUUUCUACAAACUCUACUGAUUAUGAACCAAGUUAUCAAUCUGAGUCGUGUAGUAUCAUGCUAACUGAUAUUGAAAAAGAGCCAAAAAUGUUGUUAGGAUUACCUUAACAAUCAUAUCAUAAAACUUUUAAGUGAUAAUAUUCCGCUUCCUGGUAAACACAUAUUAAUAACCCUCAAGAAAAUUAAAUUAAAUGAGUCCUUUAGCAUCUUUGCACUACAAUUUGGA
This is a messenger RNA of Colias croceus (clouded yellow), 1099 nucleotides long. RefSeq lists its product as uncharacterized. The record is from RefSeq and is a predicted model, not a curated record. Bases 103 to 981 code for a protein of 292 amino acids. Lineage: Eukaryota; Metazoa; Arthropoda; Insecta; Lepidoptera; Pieridae. The transcript is spliced from 2 exons. Gene Ontology annotation, molecular function: sequence-specific DNA binding.